This is a messenger RNA of Amblyraja radiata (thorny skate), 1956 nucleotides long. RefSeq names its product adenosine deaminase tRNA specific 3 (gene adat3). Gene Ontology annotation, cellular component: nucleus; cytoplasm. The record is from RefSeq and is a predicted model, not a curated record. The transcript has a single exon. Gene Ontology annotation, molecular function: tRNA-specific adenosine-34 deaminase activity. NCBI's taxonomy places the organism in Eukaryota, Metazoa, Chordata, Chondrichthyes, Rajiformes, Rajidae. Bases 528 to 1634 code for a protein of 368 amino acids.
CGGAACGCCGGAAGUGGUGGCGGGUGAAGCGGGGAUAGGAGUGGUUAUAGAAGGUCUGAAGAAGGGUCUCACCCAUGCCUUCUCUCUAGAGAUAUCGCCUGUCCUGCUGAGUUACUCCAGCGUUUUUUGUAUCAAUUUGCGAUCAGAGGAGGUCUCCUUGUGACGUCAGAUCGAUCUUUGCCCGGGGUUCCCUUGGUUACCGUUCGGCGCCCCCGCCUAGCGACUGCCAGCGUGGAUACAGCUCCCAUGCAAUGCAUGAGCCCCACAGCAAAGAGCCUAUAGUGGAGCGGGGAUCUUUGCCCCACAGUGCACAGUGUAACUGGACGUCUACUGGUCAAAGGCUUGCAUGGUGCUGCCACCAGUUCCCAUAAAUGAUCAGUUGAAGGAAGUCCAAACUAUUGGAAAGGCGGUGGCUGCUUUUGAAACUGAAAAUGAUGAGAAAUCUCGGAUUCCGUGGCCAGAGAAACCAUUGAUGUUUCAGGUCAAAAACACCCUCGUCAGCACAAGAGUCUUUGAACUUUGAACCGAUGCUAAUUGUUUCAUCCAAUUCUGAGGACGAAGUUAUGGAACCGCAGUGCAAAAGGAGAAAAACUGACGCAUUCGGCACUUACACUUGGGAGUUGGUACCUGUACUUUCAGACGAGAAUUCUUGUGAAGUCAAACUUCUGGAUGCAUAUGCAGCCCCCAUUAUCAAUAAAAAGCAAACAUCUGCUCUUGUUAAACGCCUGUCUGACAUCUAUCCACUGAGCAACCUUCCACAUAUCAAGAGAGUACGACCAUGCAGGGACAAGAAAAGUGGUCAUCCUUUAGAAAUCAUUAUUUGUCUACAUGGUGACUUGAAUGGCGCAGGUGCACUAAAUGGAGAUGUGUCUCUUGCUGAUCUCUUUCCUGAAAUAAAUGUUGAUGUCAUUGGUCUUGGAGAACCUUUCCAGGUCAAGAUACCAGCACACCAACCACUGACUAGACCACAAUUUGAAGUCGCUUGCCAGCACUGGCCUACAUCGUUCCAUGAAAACAAGCAAAUGACCGACGCCCUCCGCGGCCAACUGUUUAACAGUGAAGAGAAAGCAAAGAUGCAAACUUUCAUGGAGAAAGCCAUUGAAGCUGCAAAAGCGGGAAAGGAACUGGGGAUGGAACCAGUCGGUGCCGUGGUGGUUAAUCCAGCAUCUGACACGAUAAUAGCUGUAGGGCAUGACUGCAGAAACGGACCAAAUCCUUUGCUUCAUGCAGUUAUGGUGUGUAUUGAUCAGGUUGCUCAUGGGCAAGGUGGUGGUGCUUUUAAUCAUGACAUGCAUUCUAACUGUCAUUUUGCCUCGGCAGAACCUUUUCUAGGUGAUGAUACAAUCAGUACUGCUAAACCUUUGCUUCUGUUGGAUGACCAUAUUCCACAAGGAACUGUGGCAAAUGCAUUGCCUUAUAUAUGCACUGGGUAUGACUUGUAUGUCACCAGAGAACCCUGUGUGAUGUGUGCGAUGGCACUGGUACAUUCCAGAAUACACAGAGUUUUUUAUGCAACUUCCUCUCCAGAUGGUGCAUUGGGGACUAAAUAUAAAAUACAUACAAGAAAAGAUCUUAAUCAUCAUUACAUUGUUUUUAAAGGACUGGUUGAAAAGGAAUGUCAGUUUCUUUCAUAAUGUUAUCAGAUUUACUUCUUGCAUUGGAGGCAGCAGAAGUCUGCAGCAGGGUGAUGCCAUCUGGUUUGACAUCCGUAGGUGCCCGCCCUAAUGAGGGCGCAUGCUCCGGGUUGGCGCCAAGCUGCGGCGCUGCUGCUUUCUCUGUUUGUUGUCGUUUGCCUGACUGAGGUCAGUUUACAGGGCUCACCACGGGGAGGUCGACAACAUGAGCCCCAUCCGAUUUACUUAAAUAACUGGAUGAAAUAUUUUUAUAGUAUUUUAUUUUGUAAGACUGUUAUAACUUAAAAUGUUGUUACUUAUUAAACAUCAAUCUCUUUUUGAU